Messenger RNA from Oppiella nova, 7518 nucleotides. Lineage: Eukaryota; Metazoa; Arthropoda; Arachnida; Sarcoptiformes; Oppiidae. The record is from the annotation of a GenBank genome assembly.
GCUCAUCAUUUUUAUUCAAUUAUUGUUUAGUUUUUUCAUUUUAAUCGCUUUAUAAAUCAUUUUAAUUUUCCUUUUUUAUAUACAUAGACAUCAUUUUUAUUUGUUAUUUCUUAUAAUAUAUACACAUUUGUUAUCCAAUGGUUUCCAAUCAACACAAUGACUGAACCCAAAGGACAUUAAGGAUUGUGUCCACCAAUGCAUGACUUGAUCCCUGUUUGCAGUAUUUGAUUGAAUCUAUGUUUUGAUUUGAAUUUUGUAUCAUUUGACACAUUGUCUCAAUUAUGACCGUAACUAAAGAUAUCAAUCAAAUCAAACAUCUCUUGGAGAGGAUUGACCACAACUUGAAACACAAGGACUCAUCCAAUGGCAGUAAUCUGAAGGAUGAUCUCAAGACUCUGCUAACUGUCCUCCAGUGUCCAGUGUUUGCCAGUAUUAUAGCAAUUCAGGUAUUCAUAGACUAUAAGAGACAACUNAACUUGAAACACAAGGACUCAUCCAAUGGCAGUAAUCUGAAGGAUGAUCUCAAGACUCUGCUAACUGUCCUCCAGUGUCCAGUGUUUGCCAGUAUUAUAGCAAUUCAGGAAUCGAUUGAUGAGCUGAAAGAGCAGCUGUUGAGACACCCGUCGAUACUUCCGGUCGACUUCGACAUCUCCCCCCUCACGGGUCACCUCGUGCUCAGUGUUCCGCCCGAACCCAAUCACGUGACGGCCGCCAACUCAGAUUCAUACGAGCCAUCCUCUGAUCCCGAACAGAGCUAUGAGUUUGACUGUCGACCAGAACUGGCUGUCCGUCAAACCAAUCACAUGAAUGAGUUGUGCGCUCAACCAGAGCCCGAUUAUGUCAAUAUAUCUGCUCAGUUGGGACGGGUGUCAUAUCCGGCUUAUUCACUGUCAACGAUGGCCACCGAUAACGCCGAAGGUUUGCUCAAAUGUCUGUCCGAAUCAGCGGCCGGUCGUAAUGUGCAGACAAUACAACUCUAUAAACCCGACGGACACAGCCUUGGCUUCAGUGUCGUCGGCAUGAAGAAUGAGUUGACGGAUGAGCUCGGGAUCUAUAUCCAGGACAUCCAUAGCAAUGGCAUCGCCGCCAGGGAUGGAGGUUUGCAAAAAGGAGAUCAGAUAUUAGCCAUCGAUGGGCAGCCAUUUUCGAGUGAUAUAUCACAUGAAGAGGCUAUAAAUAUCCUACAACGCGCACAUGGGAUUGUGGAACUAGUGAUUGCUCGGGGACAGACAUCAAAGUCAUGCGAUUCUAUUGAAUUGUUGGCCAAUCCAUCGGAUGUGUUGAUAGAGAGGUCUCCCUCAGGAGUUAGUGAUAGCUCUAAAGAUUCAAACGAUAUGGUGCUGAACACGGAAUGGGCACAAAUCGAGGCCAUAGAGCUCGACAACGAUGGCUCAGGGCUUGGCUUUGGAAUAAUCGGUGGCCGAAGUACUGGUGUGAUCAUCAAGACAUUGGUUCCGGGAGGUGUUGCUGACAGAGACAAUCGGUUGCAAAGUGGAGACCAUAUUCUGCAGAUAAACGACGUUAACCUCAGAGGAAUGGGUUCAGACCAAGUGGCACAAGUGCUGCGCUUAACUGGUGCUCACGUGCGGCUCGUAGUGGCGCGUCCGGUCGACCCCACGUCUGACCUGCAGGUCAUCCAAAGCAGUGCUCCUAUCGUUCCGACCAAAGACCUGAUGGACGCGGAAAAAGUUGAAAAUCAUUUGACAAUAUUUCAACAGCAACAAUCACAAGAACUGCCUCGAGAUGUGCCGUCGACGCCAAUCACGCCAUUCACUAAUGGCCACGAAUCCGAUAUACCCAUCGGAUCCAUCACUUCCAUUCCCAUUGAAACGCAACAAAUCGCUAGAAUAGACCUUCACAGCCCUCCAUCAGAGCUUCAGACGCCGACACCAAUACUCACCUCAGAAGUGACAGUAAGUGCUGGCAAUACAUCGGUUGUGGCGAAUGUCAAUCGAAAAGUUGAGGUCCAAGUGAACAGUGAGAGCCCUAUCGUUGCCGAUGACUUGCCUGAAAUGGAAACCUUUGAAGUGGAACUAAUCAAAGAUCAACAGGGAUUGGGCAUCACUAUAGCUGGCUAUGUCUGCGAGAAGGAAGAAAUUUCUGGCAUUUUCAUCAAAAGCAUAGCACCGGGAAGUGUGGCCGACCUCUCAAAGCAAAUCUCAAUCAAUGACCAAAUUAUUGAGGUGGACGGGCGGUCACUGUAUGGCUAUACCAAUCAUCAAGCAGUUGAGGUGUUGCGAAACACCGGGAAAGUUGUGAAACUGCGAUUAGCCCGAUAUCUGAGAGGCUCUAAAUAUGAGCAGUUGCAACAAGCUAUUGCCAGCCCUGAUCUACCGGCUCCCUAUUACCCACAACCAGGUGCUACAGUUAUCCAAAUUUACGACCAGUCAACUGACUUGAGUCAGAACAGCCAAACCCUGAGUGCCAGUAGUGAUAGCAUCUCGAAAAGUGUGUCGAAAUCUAAUGCAGAGCUUAUAGAGAAGUGGCAGAACAUAAUUGGUCCCAAUUUUGAGAUUGUGAUUGCAAAUAUUGUACGAGAGGGUCCGGGACUCGGGAUCUCAUUGGAAGGAACGGUAGAUGUAGAGAACGGCAAUGAAGUUCGACCCCAUCAUUACAUCCGAUCCAUUUUGCCCGACGGACCCGUCGGUAUUAAUGGAAUCCUCAGGAGUGGAGACGAACUAUUGGAGGUCAACGGAACACAACUUCACGGAAUGAGUCAUUCAGAUGUCGUGCCAUUACUUAAAGACUUGUCAACUGAAGUGCAAAUGGUUUGCGCCCGACCUUUAAAUCGUGAUAUUUUAGUCAACUUCGAUGCCAUCGCUGGUGACAACCAGAGCUCAACUUCUCGAACGGAAUUAGAUUUCAAUGCAAUGAAUGAUAGCCUCAUUUCGAUUGUGCCCUCCAGUGAACGACUAGUCAAAGCAAAAUCGGACGGUUCCCUUGCGAUGACUGCGCCCACCGUUUCAAUCGCCUCUGACUUAUCAAAGAUGAAGUCCCGAUCAUUAGAACCGCUGACAGGACUGGCCAUGUGGUCAUCCGAAGAUCCGAUGAAUCCCACGGAAACUGUGAUUGUCAUUAGAUCUCUCGUUCCCGGAGGUAUAGCCCAACAGGACGGCCGACUUAUUCCAGGGGAUAGGCUAUUGUUCGUGAACGACACGGUGACCAACGAUUUGGAUGUGGCGGUGAGAACGCUGAAGACGGCCAGUAAGGGGUCGGUUGUAAUUGGAAUUGCAAAGCCACUCCCGCUGCCCGAGAGCACCGGCACCAUUCACUGCAUACAAUCCCCAACGAAUAGUCAGCGUUUUUCAAUCGAGGAGUUCAAGAGUUCAGUCCAAGUGACAGAUCAGUCAAUACAGGGCCAGACAAUUGACAUUUUAGAUAAUCAAUCAGUUAAUCCGAGCGAACAAUCACUUCAAUCGAUUGCCAUCCAGUCGUUGAGACCUGAAGAGGAAUCAAAGUCCGCGAAAAGCCAAGUCUCGCGACAGGAGUCCAUAAAUUCGGUGAAUUCGGUUGAAUCGCAGAUCUCUUCGGGCGCCGUGUCCUUAGCCGACCACUUAAUGUCUAACGUAUCGCGAGAUCGAAACAAUUUUGCCAUAUCUUCGUCUCCGACAAACAGUGCCAGUAAUCUAGUGUUUAGUGAGUCCCGGAGCUCAACCCCUCUUGACUACAGCUCUUCGCGAUCGCGAUCUCCCAGUCCUUCAUAUCAUAGCUCACCUGCCAUUCCAUUACCGGCUGCUCUCGAAAGGACUAUCAAAAUUAGAAAAGGAUCCGAACCUCUAGGUCUGACCCUCGAGUUGGCCGAUAGAGGCGUCAAUGGUAUGGUUGUCAAGAAUGCCAGCAAAACGGGUGCUGUCUUUCGCGACGGACGCAUCUCAAGAGGCGAUUAUCUGCUGUCCAUUAAUAACGAAAGCCUCAGAAAUAUCACUAAUUCUAAGGCCAGAGCUAUCCUUAGAAGAGCACAACUUAUUGGCAAUGAAAUCAUUUUCAAAUAUAUUCCUGCGAGCGAUGCCGAGGUUCACAAACAAUCGUUUCAAUUGGCCCUAUCUAUGCAACACAACAGCCCUACGCCUCCUAUUGAACGAACCUCACCCUCUCUACUGCCACUACUGCGCCGCACCCCCAGCCCCAGAUCUCCAUAUUUCGGACCCAAACUAAGUGAUAGCGACAGCGAAGUAGACAUUUCUUGCGGCGAUCGGUCGGGAGUUUCAUCCGUGGCCUCCACUCCACCGCAAACACAUCCGAUGCCUCCCUUUGCAAACACUUUAUACAAUCAAUCAGAGAUCACUUCCUUUACUUCAUUUAAGCCAUUAUUAAAGUCUUCAAACGAUUUACUCGAUGCACAAGAGAUCACUACAAACUUGACUUCUAAUGAGUUUGUUGUGAGACCACAAGAGUUGAGUUCAAAUGAUAGUCUUAUUAAACCGCAAUCAUCUCAACAAUUACCACCAUUUGAAUCAAUAACACAAAUAUCACAUAAGGAGUCACCAAAAGUGUCUCCGCGAAAGUCAAAAGUGCCUCAAAAGAGCCCAAAGCAUCCAAUGGACCAAAUAUGUAGUGAUAGUGACAAACAAUCUGUUUCUCCAGAAACUGGUUCCACAAGUAGUGACACCACAAACAACGCCAGUAUUACCUCAACUGUAACGCGACAAUGGGGUGAAGAAAGAGUGGUUCAAUUGAUCCGCGAAGAGAGUAAAGGAUUAGGCAUUAGUAUUGUGGGCGGAAAAGUGGAACUCUUCAACACGUCUCUCGGAAACUCGAUUUCCGGUAUUUUCAUUAAAAACAUUUUGGCCGACAGUCCCGCCGGACGCGAGGGUACACUCAAGAGUGGAGACCGCGUUCUGAGCGUCGAUGGCGUGGAUCUGCGAGAGGCCACUCACGACAAGGCAGUCGAUGCCAUCAAAAAUGCCAACAAUCCCAUCAAUUUUCUUGUUCAAAGCCUAUUGCCUUUUAGCAAAGACAGUGCUUCCAAUGCUUCCAAUCUAAUGAAUAAAACCGAGACCUCUAUGGCCUCGAGCGCCACAUUAGCAGCCGUUGAGUCUGUGGCUGAAGAAGUAGGUUCUGAAGCGAGCGAUGACUUGUGUAGUUCGCCUCAAAUUAGUGCUCCCAUUGAGUCCCUAACCACUGAUGAUAAAGAUUCACACAUUGGGGUUGCAGUUCUGGAUUUAAAUGAAAUGACAGAAGAAGUGACUGAAUCCGAGGCUGAUUUAAAUGGAAGAGAUAUGACCGGAAAGAUUAGGACUUCCAAAGGGGUUCAGUCGUACAAACCGUACAAACCGUACAAACCUUACAAACAGGACUUCAUUCAACAAAAUCGAUACUCGUCUAAGCGAACGCUUAUUCCUUUAGUGCUCCCAAACCCUGAGCAUCUGAGCAUCAAAAGGGAAUUUAUGGAGGCUUUGGCUAUAAAAAAAGUCCAGAAAAAAUACGGCGAUUUAAACGGCUAUGCGUUUUUAGUGGACCUCCAAAAAGGACUGUCGGGUCUGGGAAUAAGUUUGGCGGGCAAUAGAGACCGGACCAAAAUGAGUGUUUUUGUCUGUGGUUUACAUCCAAAGGGAAGCGCUUAUAAAGACGGAAGACUACAAAUUGGAGAUGAAAUUCUUGAGGUGAAUGGUAUUGUAGUUCAGGGCAGAUGUCAUCUAAAUGCUUCAGCAAUUAUUAAGAGUCUUAUUGGACCCGUUUAUAGGAUUAUUGCCCUCAGAAGAGAUGGUGCCUUGAAUGAGAUGGCAGUCAAGCCGCUCACACAGUUUCCCGUCCACUUAGAGGAUGACAUUAUUGAAGAGAAAUACAGCAAAUAUAAAGGCGUCCGAACUAUAACUGUCAGAAAAGGAUCUCAAGGGUUAGGGAUUAUGAUCAUUGAAGGCAAACACUCAGAACUGGGUCGAGGAGUGUUCGUUUCGGAUAUUCAAGAAGGCAGUCCCGCUUUUACCGUCGGACUUAACGUCGGAGAUAUGAUAUUAUGCGUGAAUUUAAUCGAUUUAAUUGGAGCCGACUAUGAGAUGGCCGCUUCAGCCCUGAAGAGUGCGGAGGGAUUGCUGACUCUUGUGGUCGCAAAACCAACCAAAUCCAGUCUCCAAGAAAUGAUUGUUGAGAGCGAUUCCGUGGAAAAUAUUUGCGAUGAUAUCAAAAAAGAAUCCAUUAAUCCCAGUGCACCUCCACCUACACUUCCCAAACCACAAACAGUGCACAAAUCACUGCACGGCCCGAUUCGGACGUCGACCGCUACGAACGGAUCCCUAUCCCGGGCCAAUCAAAAAACAAUUCCAGCACUUCCCACACCUGUUACACACAAAACACAUUUAGUUUCUUCUAAUUUGGACUCUUAUGGAGCGAACACUCAGUCUUUUUUCACUCAUCUAAAAGAAGCGUCUGAUCCACAACACAGUGACCUCAAGACAUGUCAAGUAAAGGGUGGGCGCGAGACUACCAUUGAGAUCGUCAAAGAGAAACUCGGGUUAGGGCUCAGUAUUGUCGGCGGUUCGGACACACCUCUGAAUGCAGUCAUCAUUCACGAGGUAUAUCCUGACGGCGCGGCCGCACUCGACGGUCGAUUGAAACCCGGGGAUCAGAUCUUAGCCGUUAAUAAUGAAGAUUUAAGAGAUGCCCUACAUGAUCGCGCGAUUGCAGCCCUUCGACAGACACCGCCUGUCAUUAAAUUAACUGUUUUUAGAGACAAUGCGGAGACACAAGAAGAAGAGAUCAGUGAUAUAAUAGACAUCGAGUUAUAUAAAAAGUCUGGAAAAGGCUUGGGAUUGAGUAUUGUUGGCAAGAAGAGUGGGUCUGGAGUUUUCAUAUCUGAAGUGGUAAAGGGAGGCAUUGCUGAAUCGGACGCCCGGCCACACCUCAUGGUUGGCGACCAGAUAUUAGAGGUGAACGGAGAGGACUUGAGGGAUGCGCCGCAGUCUCACGCGGCGGCUAUACUUAAGACCACUUCCGGCAAAAUCAAUCUGAAAAUCGGUCGCCUGAAGGCCGGCGCAAGACAUAGUCACUCGGAAAACCUCUCGACUUCAAAGUCAGACGAGAUGUCAACUGACGAGCCUUUACAGCAGAAGGAGAUAGUAUUGGAGCGCAGAUCCGAAGGAUUAGGUUUCAGUAUAGUUGGAGGUUAUGGCAGUCCUCACGGAAAUCUUCCCAUUUGUGUGAAGAAUGUGUUCGAAAGGGGGGCCGCGGCCGCGGACGGACGGCUCAAGAGGGGAGACAUUCUGUUGGCGGUCAGUGUGUCGGCCGACGAUCAGCAGUGGUCUACCACUCAAUUGGAUGGUCUCACACAUGAAGAGGCGGUUGAAGUGUUGAAAGCAAUCACUGGAACCGUUAAACUCACAGUUUUGACGAAUUGAGAGAUAAUUAAUGCAUUUGUCAAUUGAAAUAUCUCUCACUUUAGACAAUAGAAAAUAAUUUAAAAUACAAGACAUACGCCUCUUUUGCCUUAAAGUUUAGGUCAUAUCUUCAUAUCUAUUCAAUUAUUAUUCAAAACAUUACAUUUAAUUAAAGGCAUAAAUCAUUUCAUUUAUCGGCAGCUCU